Messenger RNA from Ascochyta rabiei, 1995 nucleotides. RefSeq lists its product as uncharacterized. The record is from RefSeq and is a predicted model, not a curated record. The coding region runs from base 1 to 1995 and encodes 664 amino acids. Lineage: Eukaryota; Fungi; Ascomycota; Dothideomycetes; Pleosporales; Didymellaceae. The transcript has 4 exons.
AUGAUCACUCCUGUGAUCAAAAGGGAAGUGAGCCCUGAGCAGCCGCUCGCAGCUAUACCCUCACGACGCACAAGAGGAGCCAUAACCUCUAUGCACGCUCUUUUAGCGCCGACUCGCAAUGGCGACUGCGAUACGAAGUCUUCUGUACCACUAAAGCCAUCACCGCGAUCGAAGCCACCCGUUCAGGUGAAGACAAAGAUGCUAUCCACGGAGCUGUACCGUUUCGCUGCCGACCUCGCUGCGCUGCCGGCACCAGCCACAUAUCGCAAGGGCUUUUCAUGCAAUUACAAGGCUAGAGGGGCUGGUGUGGCGGAUAGUCCACGUGCCAUUACGCCGUCAGUGUUGUCGUCGCUUUCAUCUCAAGCGAUUUCGGCCCCGCCGCUACCAAAACAAACAGUCGCGUCCAUCCAAACACACCCAAAUCACCUCGUUUUGGCAGGCCACAAUUCCACACGUUUGACUCGAAUCUUGAGUCACGGCUUUCCUCUACGCACAUAUUCACGACAUAACGCGCACACGGCAGCCAUGGAGGGAUUCCCGUUCGAUCAAUGCAACGCGACUGGCGAUGUCGCAGAAGGAGACAUGAGCAUGUUCAAUACAAACAUGCUAUUUCCCGCAGGAAUACCUGACAUGGUCACGUUAACACGCAACGAGUACCAGACUCAACAAGUUUAUACGCAGAUCCUCCAAGACUCGAACUUCGCGACUCAACAAAAAGUUGACAAGCAGCACGUCGUCAUCAGCGAGCUGGCUGAUUUCAACCGGCACAUGCACUCCACAAUGCACAAGCUCGACGCGCGCGUUGCUCAACUCGAGCACGACAACGCGUACUUUCGCUCUAUCGCUGCAAGCCAUGCCGUGCCAAGUCUCCCAGUACAGGCGCCCUCAGGCACAGUCAACGAUGGUCUCCCUGAAAAUAACAAUCGCAGCCCUUUCUCCAGGCUGAGUCAGAAACAAAAGCUCGACAACAGUUCCGCAAAGCGUCCUGUAGCCGAUGCGUUCGCAGCAGAAGGCGUAACAAUGCCUGGCAGAACCAAGUACCGGAAGAAGCUGCAGGUGAACAUUCCUGGCAAGGAGAACGGAGUGCCUCUGGGACUUGGUCUGCCCACUCCGAUGCCCUCGGCUCUUCAGCCUGCAUCUUCCUCGGCUGUGGCAGCCGCAUUCCUGAACACUCCCAGAACACCUUACACACCGGGUAGGAUCGGUCCCCCCGACUCAUACAAGAGGACUACAACAUCGAUCAAUAAGAGGGAUAUUCACAACCUCAAUAGGUUCAUUCCCCCGGCCAACGUUCUGCUACCUAUGGUACCACUGACGGAUACUGAGGUGAUCGUCUACUUCUUCAAUUCGCUAUCGAAACCGAUGGUAUCACUGCGCUUGUACGCUCGCGGCUGGGGCCCAGCGUCGAUCGUUCAAGCGCUUAACGACCACCGUGAGGUCGAGCCACCAUAUCUCCGUAAUACCUGCUCCGUCAAGUGUACCACCGCUAUCAAGAGCGGGAAGAGGCAAUACGGCAACGAGUGGGAAGAAGAGCAACGCGCCGUGUACGCAGAGGCUGAUGACUGCAAAGCUACCGAUCUCAUUCGUCCAGACGACGAUGAAUCUGUCGAUUACUACAUUCGCGCAUUGUGCGCCAAUCUCAAGCAGCACCCCGAUGGAGAGAAUGCUGGUAUCUUCACAGCCUGCGUGAAGUACUGUGCUGAGCACAAUGCGCCGUAUACUACCUCUAAUGUGUGGCAGCUCGCCGUCGAUCUCCAGGACGGAAAUGUUCCUCAGCACCCGUCGUCUCCUAAUCUUUCCGAUGUAGCUCCUGAACCGCAGAAUCAUGAGCACAUCAAAGAAGAUGAUACCGAUGAUGAGUGGAGCGAAAACGGAGCUCCACUUUCGCCUUCUCCGCUGGCGAAGCGCAAAUCGAACACGACUCAGUCUUCUGGUUCGAUUGGUUUCACAGCUGUGAAUGCUUUGCGCGACCUGAACAGUGAUGCCGACGAGUGA